This is a messenger RNA of Labrus bergylta (ballan wrasse), 2006 nucleotides long. It is a transcript of the gene fgf12a, whose product is annotated as fibroblast growth factor 12a. The record is from RefSeq and is a predicted model, not a curated record. Gene Ontology annotation, cellular component: cytoplasm; nucleus. NCBI's taxonomy places the organism in Eukaryota, Metazoa, Chordata, Actinopteri, Labriformes, Labridae. Gene Ontology annotation, molecular function: growth factor activity; sodium channel regulator activity. Gene Ontology annotation, biological process: regulation of voltage-gated sodium channel activity.
GCCACCGUCCACUCUCGCUGUCGGCAAUGUAGGCUAACAGACCGACAACGUCCAUCCGGGACGCGCUGGGAAUAACGCGCAAGCGACUUUAUUACUAUUAAGCUACAAUAAGAAACAGUCCGGGGUGCGUUCGCCACAACUAAUUGUUGCUUUUUUGUGUGACGGGAAUCCAUCCCCGCAAAGCUUGAAUUACAUCUCCGCAGCAUCCUUUGCAGAGUAGCCUCUGCUGCUGUGGAUUCCAUUUUUUUCCGGUGCCAUCAUCGACGGAACCGGAGACUGGGCUCACCAAUCUGGGCUCACGGGACCAGCAGCGGAUCAUUUCAUUCAUCUUUGAGCACGGAGUAAAUAAUCGGGUGUGUGGGGAAAGUUUCUCCGGCCACGCACGAGCGACUUGUGCAUGGAUUUAGGUUGACGCGAAUAUUUUAAACGGCGUCUGGGAGCCUGAGGACUGGGCUGGUGUGCAGAUGAGGAUUACGAAGUCGUGCUGGCCAGACGCGGCACUGUUCACCUGGAAUACCUGAAGCUGUCCAAUGCCACGCUGCUGCAUCAACUUGUCGACACUGUUGCAUGUAUGCACAGCCUAAAUGUCGGCCCAUGUGGCCUGUUAAUUGUAGAUUCAUGUUUUAUAUAAGAUCGGAGGCUGUUGAUUUGUAUCUCUGAGUGCCACGUAAAAAAAAAAAAAACUCGCUGCAGCCGAAUUUCACGCUUCUGUCCCCGCAAGAGGAUGCAGCCUGAAGCGCAAUGAUGCACGGAACACGGAGGAUUUUCUGAUCAGGAUGACAUUUGGUUAAAAAAAAGCAAACUCGUGGACCGAAAGGCAAAUUCAACUAUCUAGCCUUUUUUUUUUUUUUUUUUUUUGCGCGAAAAGCUGCACCGAAAUCUCACCUCUCCCGAACCAGACUUUCGAGUUUUCUAGAUUCGGUUCGGGGAGAUAUGGCCGCGAUUGCCAGCUCCCUGAUCCGGCAGAAACGCCAGGCGAGGGAGUCGAACAGUGACCGAGUCUCGACUUCGAAACGUCGCCCCAGCCCAAGCAAAGACCCCCGCUCUCUGUGCGAGAGGCACUUUCUUGGGGUCUUCAGCAAAGUCCGUUUCUGCAGCGGGAAGAAAAGACCUGUUCGGCGGCGACCAGAUGCACCCUCGAAACCUCCACAGGUGUCCCAUAAGGGCUGCAGGCUAGAGCCGCAGCUGAAAGGCAUCGUGACACGACUGUUCAGCCAGCAGGGCUUCUACCUGCAGAUGCAGCCGGAUGGAACCAUCGAUGGCAGCAAGGACGAGAACAGCGACAACACCCUGUUUAAUCUUAUUCCUGUGGGUCUGAGAGUGGUGGCCAUCCAGGGAGUGAAGAGUGGCUCCUACAUUGGCAUGAAUGGCGAAGGCAUGCUCUACAGCUCGGAAAUGUUCACGCCGGAGUGCAAGUUCAAGGAGUCCGUUUUCGAGAACUACUAUGUGAUCUACUCGUCCACUGUGUACCGCCAGCAGGAGUCGGGCCGGGCCUGGUUCCUCGGUCUGACCAAGGAGGGCCAAGUCAUGAAGGGCAACCGGGUCAAAAAGACUAAGCCCUCGUCCCACUUUGUGCCCAGGCCUAUCGAAGUGUGUAUGUACAGGGAGCCGUCACUGCAUGAGAUAGAGGAGAAGCACCGCUCCAGGAAGAGCUCAGGGACUCCCACCAUGAACGGAGGGAAAGCUGUCAAUCAGGAUUCCACAUAGCAGCGGGGGGAGGGGCUUCCCAUUGGGGGUGUGGUCUCAUCCUGACUCAGGGGGAUGGGCCAUAGGAAAACUCACCACCCCCUUCAAAUUCUGGAAACCAUCCCCUCUGAAAAGGAAGAGGGCGUUGCAACGAGGAGGAGCUAUAACUGUACAACUAAGACAUCAAAAAUAAAAACUGAACUCUUGCCUGUGAAAACCUUUUAGAUGAAUUAAUAUGAAACCAGAGGAUAUAUAUAUAUAUAUAUGUAUAGAUAUAUAUAUGAAAGACAAAACAUUUUCAAUCAGAACUUGACCAACAU